CUAAAACUAUUGAGGGUUCAAUGGAUUUAUAUUAACAUUUCAUACUUCACUUCAUCUCCAGUUUUUCAACAUAAUAAGAAGAAUCAUAACGAAAAUUGCCCAUCUUAUCUAUAUUUCUGGCCUUAGCAAUGAAAUAAUGAAAACUCGUUGUUGCUCCCCAUUCCCUCUGUUUUGGAUUCUUUAAUUCUAUUUUCUUCUCCUCAGCACUUGACAGAUAAUUCCAAUUUCCUCUUUAUCACCAACGUAUUAUACACCAGUCCAAUAACAACUCUGCUUUGCCACUCUCACUCUCUUCUACACACAAACAGAGAUGUCAUCUACACUACCAUUAUGUUUCAAAUUCAACCAGCCCCAAUCUUUUCCAUAUCUCAAGCCGCCUACUUUUUCUUGUACUUUUCAGUACAAUCUCACGCGGAAUACUCAUAUUUGCUUUACAUUUUCAUCUUCCAACUCAAACAGCAGCAACCCUUUAAACUACGGACCUCAAGAUGAGGCUAGGUGGCACAGGGAAGAGCAGAGGUGGCUCAGAGAGGAGCAGAGGUGGCUCCGCGAGGAGCAGCGGUGGCAGGCUGAAAGGCUAGCUUUGUUAAAUGAAAUUCAGAGGCUGAAUCUCCGUGUACAAGAGCUUGAACAACUGAAUUCUGUGCAAGAAACUUCACUCUCUGAAACUAUAGCAAACAUUGCUAAGUUGUUGCAGGUCUUGAAGGAGGGGGACUUGGGGAAGAGUAUCAAUAAAAUUCCAGAGAGCAGAGCAGGUGCUCUGCCGUUUGGUGUAGAAACAGCACAGAAAGUGGAGGAAAUGGUUGUGAAGGAAGUUGUUGAAGUUCCUGAAAAGGAAAACAAUGGAAAUAAGAGGGUAACGUUAAGGAUGGGAUCCGAAGGAGAUGAUGUUGAAGCAAUGCAGGAGGCACUGCUAAAACUAGGAUUUUAUUCUGGUGAGGAAGACAUGGAAUUUUCCAGCUUCUCAACUGGGACUGAACGUGCUGUCAAAACUUGGCAAGCUAGUUUAGGUGCCCCAGAAGAUGGUAUCAUGACAGCAGAACUUCUUGAAAGACUAUACAUUGAGCAAAAUAGGGGGACUCCUAGCUUUACUGGAGGAAAAGGUCCAGAAGAUUCGAGUACUACUAACCCUGAGGAGAAUGGUGCAAAUGGAGCUGCAACAGCUUCAAUAACUGAAAUUUCAGAAGUUAAGGAAACAGUAGUUGGCAAAGAUGGUGUGACAGGAAUUAACAUGUCUGAACAUCGAGUUUUUCUUCUUGGAGAGAACCGAUGGGAAGAACCUUCAAGACUAGCAGGGAGAAACAAACAACCUGAAACCAAGAUUGGUAGCGGUAAAACCAUGACAAAGUGUCCUUCUUGUCAUGGAGAAGGCCGCUUGUUAUGCAUGGAAUGUGAUGGAACUGGUGAGCCAAACGUUGAGCCACAGUUUCUGGAAUGGGUAGAGGAAGGAGCAAAGUGUCCAUAUUGUGAAGGUCUAGGACACACAACUUGUGAUGUAUGUGAAGGAAGAAAGGUCAUUGAGGCAUAAUCCAUACUCCUUCACGUCUUUUCCAUAGAGAUACUUAUUCUUGCUUCGAUUGAAUUUGUAGAUUUUUAGGUUAUAAGAUGUAUAGGUCCAAUUUAUGAAUGAACUUUGUCUCCCUUAUUAACUUUAAUAGUUGUCACGUCACACAUA
Coffea eugenioides is the source of this 1675-nucleotide messenger RNA. RefSeq names its product protein disulfide isomerase pTAC5, chloroplastic. The transcript is spliced from 7 exons. Bases 311 to 1528 code for a protein of 405 amino acids. The record is from RefSeq and is a predicted model, not a curated record. NCBI's taxonomy places the organism in Eukaryota, Viridiplantae, Streptophyta, Magnoliopsida, Gentianales, Rubiaceae.